UAAUGAAUACUAACAAACGGAUGGUAGAUGAUUGUAUUUAAAACAUGCGCUCUCAUUAUCGCUUUUUCUCUAGACCAAGCUUCCGGUUUAAAUGGAGGAUCCCGUCUAAAAGCGUUCGCAUUCAUUCGUUAUCUGUGGUCGAUACUUAUCGCAUAAAUUAUACAUGCGUUUCUUAGGUUUAACCGCGAAUGUACGGAAGUACUUUUUUUAAUUGUUUAUAUACAGAUAUUAUAUAUGGACCAGACAGAAUAUUUUUUAGUAUUAACUAGAUGUGGCAACGUUAUAGUGAAGUGACAGUACCAUAACUAUUUUCCUUAAUCUUAUACGACCUUGGAAGUAAAUGUGAAUAUAAUGCCGUUAGCGAAUCUGACGGUUCCUUGGACAGAACAACAUGUAAAUGAAAAGCAAGGAUUAGAAAUUCUGUCUGAUGAGAAUCAGGAAGAAACAAUGAUUACUCAAGGAAAUAUUAUUGAGUCACGUUCAAAUGGGUGUUCGGAGUCCCAUGAAAUUGAAGUACGUGAGGUAGUUCGAGAAGGUCAUGAAAAGGCUGAUCCAUCUCACUUUGAACUAUUAAAAGUACUUUGUCAAGGUUCUUUUGGCAAGGUAUUUUUAGUACGUAAAGUUGUAGGAAAGGAUAGUGGCACGCUAUAUGCCAUGAAGGUUCUUAAAAAGGCGACUUUAAAAGUCAGAGACAGAGUAAGAACAAAAAUGGAAAGAAAUAUAUUGGUUGAUGUGGAGCAUCCAUUCAUUGUUCGACUACACUAUGCAUUCCAGACAGAGGGCAAACUGUACUUGAUCUUAGACUUCUUAAGGGGUGGUGAUCUUUUUACAAGACUAUCCAAAGAGGUCAUGUUUACAGAAGAAGAUGCUAAAUUUUAUCUUGCUGAACUUGCACUUGCAUUGGAUCACAUACAUAAUCUUGGUAUAAUAUAUCGCGAUUUGAAACCAGAAAAUAUUUUAUUGGAUACUGAAGGGCAUAUCUCUUUAACUGAUUUUGGCUUAAGUAAGCAAUCGUUGGAUAAUUCUAAAACAUAUUCAUUUUGCGGUACUAUCGAAUAUAUGGCGCCAGAAAUAGUUAAAGGAAAAGGGCAUUCUUAUGCUGCAGAUUGGUGGAGCUUUGGUAUCCUCAUGUUUGAGAUGUUAACGGGUGCACUACCAUUCCAAGGUGUUAAUAGAAAAGAAACUAUGAAUCAAAUAUUAAAAGCUAAACUUACCAUGCCUUCUAAUAUAUCACUGGAAGCCCGAGCAUUGUUACGAGUAUUGUUUAAAAGAAAUCCAGCUAAUAGACUUGGAUUUGGUGGUGUAGAAGAAAUUAAAAACCAUAUAUUUUUUGGAACAAUUGAUUGGGAUGCUCUUUAUAGGAAAGAGAUAAGACCCCCGUUCAAACCAGCUGUUAGUCGAGAGGAUGAUACAUUUUAUUUUGAUAGUGAAUUUACAUGUAAAACUCCUAAAGAUUCUCCCGGUGUACCUCCUAGUGCAAAUGCUCAUGAAUUGUUUCGUGGAUUUAGUUUCGUUGCACCCUGUUUGCUAGAAGAUCAUACAAAACCUCCAGAGUACAAAAACUGUGAUAGUAUUAAUAAUACUGUCCCUGCUUAUGUCAAUCCUAUUUUAGUAACAGACGAAUAUGAAUUUAAACAUGAAAUAGGUAAAGGAACUUAUAGUACCGUUUAUUUAGCGGUUCAUAAGGCAACUAGAACUGAAUAUGCUAUUAAGGUGAUUGAAAAAGCAAAACGAGAUCCAUCAGAGGAAAUAGAAAUACUGUUACGAUAUGGAAGGCAUCCACAUAUCGUAACUCUAAGAACUGUUCACGAAGACGAUAGACGAGUUUAUCUUGUGUUAGAACUUUUGCGAGGUGGGGAACUUCUUGAUCGAUUAUUACAAAGACGUAAUUUUACAGAAAAGGAAGCUGCCGAAGUGAUAUACACAAUUACUAGUGUAGUUCAUUAUUUACAUGAUAAUGGAGUAGUCCAUCGUGACUUGAAACCGUCAAAUAUAUUAUUUUCAAAACCUGGUGGCGAUCCAAGUACAUUGUGCAUAUGUGAUCUUGGAUUUGCUAAACAGUUACGUGCAGAAAAUGGUUUAUUAAUGACACCAUGUUAUACAGCCAAUUUUGUUGCACCUGAAGUAUUAAAACGGCAAGGAUAUGAUACUGCUUGUGAUAUCUGGUCUUUAGGUGUCUUAUUAUAUAUUAUGCUUGCUGGAUACACUCCUUUCCGAAAUAGUCCAGGGGAUAGUGCAACAGAUAUACUUAAUCACAUUGGACCUGGAUAUAUAGAUGUAGAAAGCGGUGUCUGGUGUCAAAUAUCAGUGGAAGCCAAAGAAUUGGUCAAGAGAAUGUUACAUGUCGACCCUAAUCGUAGGCCUACAGCAGCUCUUAUUUUAAAAUAUCCUUGGGUUGCAAAUCGUCAUCAUCUUCCACAAAAAAUGUUACCUGACAUCAAUACAGAUCCACGUAGUUUAAAGAUGGCAGUUGCAGCAACAUACAGAGCAAUGUCAAGUAGUCCAAGAUCACCUCAUAUCGGGCCUGUAGUUUUAUCAGAAUUAGCACGUCGUAGAACACAAGCUAAACCAGGUCCUACAGAGAUUUAAAAUUCAAUUAUAAAGUAAGUUAGAUGAAACAAAAAGAGAAGAAAAAAGAAGGAAUUACAGAUUACCUAAAAGAAUUUUAAAGAGGAAAUUUUGACAUGUACAAGCCAGAUAAUUUAAAGUACAAGAAAAGAGAAGCUAAAUGUUUCUAUUGGCACUAUCACUGUUAUUAUUAAAUUAAUUAUGUACAAAAUAUGUAAGACGCGUUUACAAAUCAGUGACAGU
Messenger RNA from Polistes canadensis, 2811 nucleotides. It is a transcript of the gene S6kII, whose product is annotated as ribosomal protein S6 kinase 2 beta. The coding region runs from base 352 to 2589 and encodes 745 amino acids. The record is from RefSeq and is a predicted model, not a curated record. Gene Ontology annotation, biological process: protein phosphorylation; intracellular signal transduction. Lineage: Eukaryota; Metazoa; Arthropoda; Insecta; Hymenoptera; Vespidae. Gene Ontology annotation, molecular function: ribosomal protein S6 kinase activity; ATP binding; magnesium ion binding. The transcript is spliced from 13 exons.